Molecule: messenger RNA, 904 nt
Organism: Ctenocephalides felis (cat flea)
Lineage: Eukaryota; Metazoa; Arthropoda; Insecta; Siphonaptera; Pulicidae
Gene: alc
Product: 5'-AMP-activated protein kinase subunit beta-1
Exons: 5
Coding region: 89-904 (271 amino acids)
Biological process (GO): signal transduction
Cellular component (GO): nucleus; cytoplasm; nucleotide-activated protein kinase complex
Molecular function (GO): protein kinase binding
Source: RefSeq, a predicted model, not a curated record
UGUCAACUACGUACAAAUGCUACGAUUUAGAAUAAGAAUAAUUAAUAGAAUAAUUUAAUUAUUUCUAUUAUUUAAUUAAUCUCCAAUUAUGGGAAAUGCUGGAAGCAAUCCGCCAAGAGAACGCAUGAAAACAGGUUCUGGGGAAAUCGCCCCGCCAUCCCCAAGUAAAGAUGGACAAGCCUUUGUUUUUGACAAGAAGCCAGAACCUCGACUGAGUUACCAAGGAUCACAUGAAGAAGAUGCACCUUAUUUUGCUAAACCUGAUGCAGAAUUUGUAGAUGGCCCAAGGCCGAGAUCAAACACUCUUACGGAAGGAACUAAAAAUGAUGAUCAUACUAAAUUGCCUACUGUCUUCAAAUGGGGCGGUGGUGGCCGACAGGUUUACAUCAGUGGUACAUUUACAGAAUGGAAAGCACUGCCUAUGGUGAAAAGUCACGGAGACUUUGUUACCAUUAUAGAUCUUCCUGAAGGAGAACAUCAAUACAAGUUUUAUGUUGAUGGAGAAUGGAAACAUGAUCCAGAAACGAAUUUGAUAGACAAUGGCAUGGGCUCCAAAAACAAUUUAGUUUCUGUGAAAAGAAGUGAUUUUGAAGUUUUCCAAGCACUAGCAAAAGAUAGCGAAUCAGUUCAUCAAAGCGAGCAGAGAGAAUGGAGUCAGGAUAUUCCUGUCACCAAGCCUUGGGAGAAGCCACCUGCACCUCCAGUUUUACCUCCACAUUUGCUGCAAGUUAUUUUGAAUAAGGAUACUCCUUUAUCAUGUGAACCAACUCUUCUUCCUGAACCUAAUCAUGUGAUGUUAAAUCAUCUUUAUGCCUUGUCUAUUAAAGAUGGAGUAAUGGUGUUAAGUGCAACACAUCGUUACAGAAAAAAGUAUGUAACUACAUUAUUAUAUAAGCCGAUUUGA